AUGGCGCGAAAUAUUACGGGUAUUGUGACGCUCCACAAUAACCCACCGGGUAUUGUGACUCUCCACAAUAACCCACCGGGUAUUGUGACUCUCCACAAUAACCCACCGGGUAUUGUGACGCUCCACAAUAACCCACCGGGUAUUGUGACGCUCCACAAUAACCCACCGGGUAUUGUGACGCUCCACAAUAACCCACCGGGUAUUGUGACUCUCCACAAUAACCCACCGGGUAUUGUGACGCUCCACAAUAACCCACCGGGUAUUGUGACUCUCCACAAUAACCCACCGGGUAUUGUGACGCUCCACAAUAACCCACCGGGUAUUGUGACGCUCCACAAUAACCCACCGGGUAUUGUCACGCUCCACAAUAACCCACCGGGUAUUGUGACGCUCCACAAUAACCCACCGGGUAUUGUCACGCUCCACAAUAACCCACCGGGUAUUGUGACUCUCCACAAUAACCCACCGGGUAUUGUGACGCUCCACAAUAACCCACCGGGUAUUGUGACGCUCCACAAUAACCCACCGGGUAUUGUCACGCUCCACAAUAACCCACCGGGUAUUGUGACGCUCCACAAUAACCCACCGGGUAUUGUGACGCUCCACAAUAACCCACCGGGUAUUGUGACUCUCCACAAUAACCCACCGAGUAUUGUGACUCUCCACAAUAACCCACCGGGUAUUGUGACGCUCCACAAUAACCCACCGGGUCUUGUGACUCUCCACAAUAACCCACCGGGUAUUGUGACUCUCCACAAUAACCCACCGAGUAUUGUGACUCUCCACAAUAACCCACCGGGUAUUGUGACUCUCCACAAUAACCCACCGGGUAUUGUGACUCUCCACAAUAACCCACCGAGUAUUGUGACGCUCCACAAUAACCCACCGAGUAUUGUGACUCUCCACAAUAACCCACCGAGUAUUGUGACUCUCCACAAUAACCCACCGGGUAUUGUGACGCUCCACAAUAACCCACCGGGUAUUGUGACUCUCCACAAUAACCCACCGGGUAUUGUCACGCUCCACAAUAACCCACCGAGUAUUGUGACUCUCCACAAUAACCCACCGGGUAUUGUGACUCUCCACAAUAACCCACCGGGUAUUGUCACGCUCCACAAUAACCCACCGGGUAUUGUGACUCUCCACAAUAACCCACCGGGUAUUGUGACUCCACAAUAA
Messenger RNA from Procambarus clarkii (red swamp crayfish), 1179 nucleotides. RefSeq names its product protein LIAT1-like. Lineage: Eukaryota; Metazoa; Arthropoda; Malacostraca; Decapoda; Cambaridae. The record is from RefSeq and is a predicted model, not a curated record.